AUGGGCAGGGUGAGUUCAGACAGAAUUGUCUUCUACGAGGACAAGAACUUCCAGGGCCGUCGCUAUGAGUGCGACAGUGACUGCUCGGACUUCCACACCUACCUGAGCCGCUGCAACUCCAUCCGGGUCGAGAGUGGGGCCUGGGUGGUGUACGAGCGGCCCAACUACAUGGGCUACCAGUAUGUCCUGACCAGGGGGGAGUACCCAGAGUACCAGCGCUGGAUGGGCCUCAACGACCGCCUCAGCUCCUGCAAGAUGGUCCACUUUACCAGUGGGACCCUGUACAAGAUGCAGCUGUAUGAGAAGGCCGACUUCGGGGGCCAGGCCUUCGAGGCCACAGAGGACUGCCCCUCUCUACUGGAGAAGUUCCGCUGGAGGGAGGUCAACUCCUGCAAGGUGUUCGACGGCUGGUGGGUUUUCUACGAGCACCCCAACUACCGUGGACGGCAAUACUUCCUGGAGAAGGGGGAAUACCGCAAGCCUGGCGACUGGGGUGCCGUCAGUCCUGCGGUCCAGUCCUUCAGGCGCUUCACUGAAUGA
This is a messenger RNA of Epinephelus lanceolatus (giant grouper), 540 nucleotides long. The record is from RefSeq and is a predicted model, not a curated record. Lineage: Eukaryota; Metazoa; Chordata; Actinopteri; Perciformes; Serranidae.